Molecule: messenger RNA, 1130 nt
Organism: Bactrocera oleae (olive fruit fly)
Lineage: Eukaryota; Metazoa; Arthropoda; Insecta; Diptera; Tephritidae
Product: cytochrome b5
Cellular component (GO): intracellular membrane-bounded organelle; membrane
Molecular function (GO): heme binding
Source: RefSeq, a predicted model, not a curated record
AAUAGGCCUAAUUUCAACAACGCACUGCUCAGCUGUUCACAGCUGUCAUUAGUAAUCAAGUCGUCUUUCUUGUUGGUUGCCUGUUAUAGCGUUCACAGUGUAAAAAACGACAUUAUCCCAAAUUUUUGUACAAAUUGUUUUUUAUUAAUAUUUAAAUGGCAGCCAAAACCUAUACUUUAGAAGUUGUGAAACAACACAAUAAACCAGAGGACCUUUGGAUAAUAAUCGAAGGAAAAGUGUAUGAUGUGACUAAAUUUCGAAACGAGCAUCCCGGAGGCGAAGAAGCAUUAGACGAAGUAGGUGGCCGUGACGCCACACGUGAUUUUCAGGAUGUUGGACAUAGUCAAGAGGCGAAACAAAUGCUUAAAAAGUAUUACAUAGGUGAUCUCGAGGUCGACAAAACGGUUAAAUUGCCAGUAAGCACUUCACCAACGCCAUCAUUGCCACCACAAUUACCACCAACAACAACACAAACAUCGGCUAAUAUAGUAAAACCAGAAGCCACUAACACUAUCAUUGCUGAUAAAGAUGUUGCUCCUCCCGGCAAACAGUGUUGUGUACUCGCUUAAAACCCAAUGCAAUGUUAAAAUGUAGAACAAGCAUAUUUUCCAAAUGCUCAAAUAACUGCUACUAUGUGAUUGUUUAUUUAUAUAAAUUUAAAAAUAUAACUCUUAAUUCGUGUUGUGCAAAAUGUUACUUUAUUAUAAAAUCAGCCAUAACCUUUAACAUUGUUUACCAUUCAACUCAAAAUAGACAUAUAUGCUGUGCAGUUGGCGCUUUCACUACUGGACUACUCUUCGUUAUAAUCAUCAGGAAACUUUUAGCCAGCAAAUGAAAUGCUUAAGUUAUCGUUACAUUUGUGCGAUAUGGCUGCGAGCCACGGCCGAAAUAUAAUCAAAAAGUAAACGGAACUGCUAUACAAGAUGCCUCAGUGUACUCAACAUUUCCAAAAUUUAAGUUAAUACAAAUAAACUGUAGUAAAAUUGUAAAUUCAACUGUAUAAUUGCGUUAUGACGUGUUAUAAGCAGUACUGUUAUAUUAUGUGCGCAUAUGUACAUAUGUGUUAUAAAAAGUGUACGAAAUAUGAACAUAAACAACGUAAAAUAAAUGUUUUUAAAGCAAAAUAUGAA